Molecule: messenger RNA, 1731 nt
Organism: Priapulus caudatus
Lineage: Eukaryota; Metazoa; Priapulida; Priapulimorpha; Priapulimorphida; Priapulidae
Product: NF-kappa-B inhibitor-like protein 1
Exons: 8
Coding region: 508-1710 (400 amino acids)
Biological process (GO): canonical NF-kappaB signal transduction
Molecular function (GO): protein binding
Source: RefSeq, a predicted model, not a curated record
GGAAAUUCUCAAGAUAACUAUUUGCUGCUGCUGAAGUUCGUUUCGAUUAUCAUUAAGAGAUUAUUGAGGAUUUAAUAAUGGCAUUGUGUCAUAAAAACGCUCAUGUGCCUUUUCAUGUGGCUGGGGAUUAACGACAUCUUCACGUAUAUUUUGGAAUUUUCUCACAUUUGGGCGACAGAUGGCGGUGAAGUGCACGUGCAUCGCCAUGUUCAUUAUUUGUCAACAGUGUUUCAUUGCCAACACUUUCAACAGUUCAUAUUUUCUGUCCUAACAAAGUUUUGCUAAUCCAAAAUUUGUUACUGGUUUUCCUUAUACCGGCAACUUGCAUAUAUGGUGUAAUGUAGCGUAUGGUGAAAGCGCUCGUAGCCUCUAUUCAUCUGAGUCGUGACGGAUGAGAACUUAUUUGAAGCCAAUGACUGAGUCAAUGACUGAAUGAAUGUCAGAAUGACAAUCAUCACAAUGUCAUUGAAUCAUGAACGUUAUGAGACGCCGAAGUAAACCAGAAAAAUGACUCCUACUACUACUAGUAGUACUACUAGCAGUAAUUAUAGUAAAAUAAAAAAGUAUAUUAAACAAGAUCGCCUCUUAAAACUUCGACGCCGCGUAUUAAAAAAGCGAUUGGAUCUUUCUCACAUUCGAUUGAAAGGAGACCAAACACUGCUACAUCUAGCAGCUAAGUCAAAAAGUCGGUACAGUUUGGAGUAUCUCCUGGAAGAAGGACUGAAUCCAUUGCAUAGUGAUCGCGAUGGCAAUACCGCUCUCCAUCUUGCUGCAGAAGCUGCCUUAUCAUCAUCAUCUCCUUGCCAGGUAUACGAAGCAAUUGUGAGCCCGCUGGUAACUGCAGCACCGGCUGCACUAAACUAUGCAAACUGUGAUGGAACCAUACCAAAGACCCUACUAUGUGCCUUCCGACGCUACGAUAGCGAGAAGGAGCAGCCGGGUGUAGAUACGUCACCUAAUAUUGCACACUCCGAUGUUGGCUGGACGAAAGCUCGUGACAAUGAUGCUUGGACACAAAAGCUAGCAGAAGAGCUAGAUGAUGAGUUCAGUGGAUCAUGGGGGAGAUACAAUGAAGAUUAUCCGUUGGAAGAAGAUGAACCAGGCACAUAUGAUGAGUGGGCGGAUAAUAUGCGGCAGCGGUAUGCAAGCAAUCAGAGGAAGCGCUUUGGCGAUCAGUACGGAGACACAAGGCAUCAGAAGCAAGAGAAACAGCGACUGGCUGAGGAGCAGAAGAAAGAGGAGCAGAAAAGGUUUCAGAAGAAGCUUGAGAAAGACCAUGAAGAAUAUCAGAAAAGAGUCAUUAAGCAGAGGAAGGAGAAAGAACUUCUUGUUAAGAAGCAGAGCUACAAUGCGAUUUGCGCAAAGGUUUUCGACGAAUCCACGACCGCCAUUCGCCUCGUCGACCUGCCGUUCCGCGACGAAGACGACAUGAGACGUCUGGCAGACAUCCUCCUCUGCGACGUCAUUGGCGCGGACGACGGUAAGCGCUACCUACGCGGCCAGCAGCGGGGCUUGCUGAAGUCGAAGUGUCUGCUCUCCUCGUACCAACCCGUGAUAACGUUAUCAGCCAUUGUCUCCGUCUCCGCGCUCUGCGUCACCAUGCUGAGAGUUUCUCCAAUAUCUGCAGGUACAAAGUGUAGUUGGAUGGAGGCAUUCCCGAGCGGCGGGGCCGAGCUGAUGCUGUGCGUGUGGAUGAAGCAUCGAUCCUAACACUGCAAUUCUACCCGGACU